UUUGUUCGUCUCUGGACAAACCAAGUACUACACUUUGGGAAUACAACAACUUGUAGAGUGGAAAGCGCGCACGCCGCAUUGAAACAAUGGCUUAACACAUCCACCGGCUCAUUUGAUACUCUUUUUAUUUCGAUACAUGAGGAGACUGGAUCUACAAAUACACAAAUCAG
Messenger RNA from Striga hermonthica, 170 nucleotides. NCBI's taxonomy places the organism in Eukaryota, Viridiplantae, Streptophyta, Magnoliopsida, Lamiales, Orobanchaceae. The record is from the annotation of a GenBank genome assembly.